Eutrema salsugineum is the source of this 4583-nucleotide messenger RNA. Its product is annotated as lysine-specific demethylase REF6. The transcript has 8 exons. The record is from RefSeq and is a predicted model, not a curated record. Gene Ontology annotation, biological process: chromatin remodeling. Gene Ontology annotation, cellular component: nucleus. The coding region runs from base 279 to 4373 and encodes 1364 amino acids. NCBI's taxonomy places the organism in Eukaryota, Viridiplantae, Streptophyta, Magnoliopsida, Brassicales, Brassicaceae. Gene Ontology annotation, molecular function: histone H3K4me/H3K4me2/H3K4me3 demethylase activity.
CAAAAGAAACGAGAUCAAGCCCGUCGUUUCUCUCGAGAAAAAAGUAGGUUUAGUUAUCCCCUUUAAGAAAUUAAAAACCUAUUGGAGAAGAGAGAUGGUGGAGAUUUGUCGAAUCUCUUAACUCUGCUUUCCUUUUGUUUCUUCUUCUCCAUUUUAGUUCUGUUUUAACUUUUCCUCUGUAAUGGCGUUUUUCAGUACCCAGAUUCUGAAACCCUGAAAGUGAACUAAUUUCAAGAGAAAGGUUUUGUUUUUCCUCUGUUCGUUCGAAAUAGAGAGACAUGGUGGUUUCGGAGCAGAGCCCAGACGUGUUUCCAUGGCUGAAAUCGUUGCCGGUUGCACCAGAGUUCCGACCUACUUUAGCAGAGUUCCAAGAUCCGAUCGCUUACAUUUUCAAAAUCGAAGAGGAAGCUUCAAGAUACGGAAUCUGCAAAAUUGUGCCUCCAGUGCCUCCUCCUUCGAAGAAAACCACGAUUUCUAACCUCAACCGUUCUCUGGCGUCGCUAGCGACGGCGAGGGUUCGUGACGGCGGCGAUGCUUUCGAUUACGACGGUGCCCCCACAUUCGCCACGCGUCAACAGCAGAUCGGGUUUUGCCCUAGGAAGCAGCGACCCGUACAGAGACCAGUGUGGCAGAGCGGAGAGCAUUACAGUUUCGGUGAGUUUGAGUUUAAAGCUAAGAACUUUGAGAAGAAUUAUCUAAGGAAAUGCGGCAAAAAGAGUCAACUUUCUGCCCUAGAAAUCGAAACCCUUUACUGGAGAGCCACAGUGGACAAACCCUUCUCUGUUGAGUACGCAAACGACAUGCCUGGCUCGGCUUUUAUCCCUCUGAGCCUGGCGGCUGCAAGGAGAAGAGAGUCUGGUGGUGAUGGAGGAACAGUUGGUGAGACAGCUUGGAACAUGAGGGCAAUGGCCAGAGCUGAAGGAUCGUUGCUUAAGUUCAUGAAAGAGGAGAUCCCUGGAGUUACAUCUCCAAUGGUGUAUAUUGCUAUGAUGUUUAGUUGGUUUGCUUGGCAUGUGGAAGACCAUGACCUUCAUAGUCUCAAUUACUUGCAUAUGGGUGCUAGUAAGACUUGGUACGGCGUUCCAAAGGAUGCUGCUGUGGCUUUUGAGGAGGUGGUUAGGGUUCAUGGCUAUGGAGGAGAGCUUAAUCCUCUUGUGACAUUUUCAACUCUUGGUGACAAGACAACUGUGAUGUCUCCUGAAGUAUUUGUUAAAGCCGGAAUACCAUGUUGCAGGUUAGUGCAAAAUCCUGGUGAGUUUGUCGUCACUUUUCCAAGAGCAUAUCAUUCGGGGUUUAGUCACGGAUUCAAUUGUGGAGAGGCAUCUAACAUUGCAACUCCCGAGUGGUUGAGAAUUGCAAAAGAUGCUGCCAUCCGGCGAGCUGCUAUAAAUUACCCUCCAAUGGUUUCUCAUCUCCAGUUACUUUAUGACUUUGCAUUGGCUUUGUGUUCAAGAGUGCCAACAAGCAUCCACACCAAACCACGGAGUUCUAGAUUGAAAGAUAAGAAAAGAAGUGAAGGAGAAAAAUUGACUAAAGAGCUAUUUGUGCAAAACAUUAUCCAUAACAAUGAAUUGCUCCGUUCUCUUGGAAAAAGAUCUCCUGUCGCUCUUCUUCCGCAGAGUUCCUCAGAUGUAUCGGUUUGUUCUGACCUCAGAGUUGGAUCCCAUUUGAGAACUAACCAGGAAAGGCCAAUCCAAUUAAAAUCCGAGGACUUCAGUUCUGAUAGUAUUAUGGCCGGACUCAGUAACGGUUUCAAGGAUGUGGUCUCAGUGAAAGAAAAGUUUACAUCUUUGUGUGAAAGGAAUAGAAAUUACCUGGCAAGCAGAGAGAACGAAACUCAAGGAACUUUGACAGAUGCUGAAAGGAAGAAUGACAGAGCAGUUGGGCUUUCGGAUCAGAGGCUUUUCUCUUGUGUCACAUGUGGAAUCUUAUGCUUUGAUUGUGUAGCUAUUGUUCAACCUAAAGAAGCAGCAGCUAGAUAUCUCAUGUCUGCAGAUUGUAGCUUCUUCAAUGAUUGGACAGCUACUUCAGGAUCUGCAAAUCUUGGUCAGGAUUCAAGAUUUUCUGCAGUGAAGCCUCAUUCAGAAAGCACAGGAAAGCAUGAUGUAGAUGACUUCUACAAUGUUCCUGUUCAAACUACGGAUGAAAGAACUUCAACAACUUCUUUAACAAAAGCGCAAAAAGAAGAUGGUGCUCUUGGGUUGUUAGCUUCAGCGUAUGGAGAUUCUUCUGAUUCCGAGGAAGAAGAUCACAAAGGCUUAGAUACUAUUAUCUCGGAAGAGAGAAAGUAUGACCACAAUGGUAUUGAGGAGGCUACAGAUGGUCAAGCUUUUGAUAAUAGCAGUCAAAGACUUUCAUGUGGGAAAGGGAAAGGGGUUGUUGAGGGAUCAAAUGCUGCUGAACAUGAUAGGUUAAGUAAUGGUGGCAGUACAUCAAAUCUGGAAAUAGCUUUCCCCUUUGUUCCAAGAUCUGAUGAUGAUUCCUCUCGGUUGCACGUAUUUUGUCUUGAGCAUGCUGCAGAAGUGGAACAGCAACUCCGUCCUCUAGGAGGGAUUCGCAUUAUGUUACUAUGCCAUCCAGAGUAUCCCAGGAUAGAGGCUGAAGCAAAGAUAGUUGCCGAUGAGCUUGGAGUCAAUCACGAGUGGAAUGAUACUGAAUUCAGGAAUGUGACUCGAGAGGAUGAGGAAAUGAUUCAGGCAGCGUUGGAUAAUGUUGAAGCUAAGGCUGGGAACAGUGAUUGGUCUGUAAAGUUGGGUAUUAACCUUUCUUACAGCGCCAUUCUCAGUCGCUCUCCUCUGUACAGUAAGCAGAUGCCUUACAACUCAGUCAUAUACAAUGCGUUCGGUCGUGGCUCUCCAGCAACGAGCUCACCCACGAAACCCCAAGUUUCUGGUAAAAGAUCUUCCAGACAGAGGAAAUAUGUUGUUGGAAAAUGGUGUGGGAAAGUUUGGAUGUCGCAUCAGGUGCAUCCCUUUUUGCUGCAGCAGGACUUAGAGGGGGAUGAAUCUGAAAGAAGUUGUCAUCUGCGAGGUGCUCUGGAUGAUGAUGUCACUGGAAAGAGAUUGUCUCCUUGUGAUGUUUCUAGAGAUGCAACCACAAUGUUCGGAAGAAAGUAUUGUAGGAAGAGAAAGAUGAGAGCAAAGGCUGUGCCACGCAAGAAGCUUACCUCUUUUAAGAGGGAAGAUGGAGUUUCUGAUGACACCUCAGAAGAUCAUUCUUAUAAGCAGCAAUGGAGGGCUUCAAGGAAUGAGGAAGAGUCUUAUUUUGAAACAGGGAAUACAGUUUCUGGUGAUUCAUCAAAUGAAAUGUCUGAUUCGCAGCUCAAGAGAAUUCGUCGAGACAAGGGUGUUAAAGAGUUUGAGUCAGAUGAUGAGGUUUCAGACCGUUCACUUGGAGAAGAAUAUGCUGUAAGGGAAUGUGCAGUUUCAGAGAGCUCAAUGGAAAAUAACUUUCAGCCAUAUAAACAGUCAGUGGACAGAAAACCCUUGGAGGAUACUGUAUAUGGUCACAAUGAUGAUAUUAUCUACAGGUACCCUAGGGGGAUUCCAAGGAGCAAACGGAAAAAAGUGUUUAGGAAUCCGGUUUCAUAUGAUUCAGAAGAAAAUGACAUUUAUCAGCAACGAAGAAAUAUUCAAGCUACUGGUGAGUAUGUUUCAGCAGAGGAUUCUCUGGAGGAACAAGACUUUUACACUACAGGGAAAAGGCAAACCAGGUCCACAGCUAAACGUAAAGUAAAAACCGAGAUAGUUCAGAGUCGGAGAGACACGAGAUGUCGGACUUUGCAACAAUCUGGAUCCGGAAAGAUGAAUCAAGAAUUGAAUUCAUACAUGGAAGGACCUAGCACACGACUUAGGGUGAGAAAUCAGAACCCUUCAAGAGGGUUUUCAGAAACAAAACCGAAGAAAACUAGUAAGAAAAGAAGAAGUAAUGCUUCCUUCUCCAGAAUUGUAAGUGAAGAAGAGUUGGAAGAAGAAGACAAAGAAGAAGUAGAGAAUGAGGAAGAGGAAUGCGCAGCGUACCGAUGUGACAUGGAGGGUUGCAGAAUGAGUUUCAAUUCUGAGAAACAGUUGUCUCUGCAUAAAAGAAACAUCUGCCCUGUUAAAGGAUGUGGUAAAAACUUCUUCUCGCACAAGUAUUUGGUUCAACACCAGCGUGUUCAUUCAGACGACCGUCCUCUGAAAUGUCCAUGGAAAGGCUGCAAGAUGACGUUCAAGUGGGCUUGGUCUAGAACCGAGCACAUAAGGGUUCACACAGGUGCAAGGCCUUAUGUUUGUGCUGAACCGGGUUGUGAUCAGACAUUUCGGUUUGUCUCUGACUUCAGUAGACAUAAACGGAAGACGGGUCAUUCAGUUAAGAAGGCCAAAAGAAGGUGACUAACUUAGGCUUUAACAUGGAUUCUAUCAUGAAGAGGUUAUUACAUUGUAGUUUAGGGGUUUUUUAAUGCGUAUCUUGAUCUGGUUCUUGUUCUUGUUCCUUUUUAUGGGGGGCUUAACAUUUGGGAGUUUCAUUUGACCAUUGUUGUUUGAGACAGAUGCUCUCUUUGUUGUACCUCUGUCGUCUUCUUAACUACUGGAAUCUACGAA